Messenger RNA from Zeugodacus cucurbitae (melon fly), 1945 nucleotides. It is a transcript of the gene RhoGEF4, whose product is annotated as myosin-M heavy chain. The transcript has 5 exons. The coding region runs from base 1 to 1566 and encodes 521 amino acids. Gene Ontology annotation, cellular component: cytoplasm. The record is from RefSeq and is a predicted model, not a curated record. NCBI's taxonomy places the organism in Eukaryota, Metazoa, Arthropoda, Insecta, Diptera, Tephritidae. Gene Ontology annotation, molecular function: guanyl-nucleotide exchange factor activity.
AUGAUUUCGGGUACUAAAAAAAUUAGAAAAGAUUUUGUUGAGAGUAAAAAAGAGGUACUUCAAAACACAGAAACCAUGUUGAACUUAAACAGAGAACUCCAACAAGUUCUACAAGAGCGCAAUCGAAUGGACAUGUGUAAUAGAAGAUUCUAUGACGGUGGAUUAUCCAACAAAGAUGAUCGUGAAAAAAGAAGAACUUUAAGGUUAAAAGCUGUAGAUGAAAUAAUUGCAUCUGAAAAAAGUUACCUUCGCCAGCUGGAAAUACUUAUGUACUACUUCGUUAAUCCCAUAAAAUUAAAAAAAAUACUUGAUGUUCACAGUCAUUCUUUGUUAUUUGGCCAAAUUGAAAUGAUUUAUAAUUUGAAUGGCGAACUGCUGCGGGAAUUGGAUGAUAAUAAGGAUAAUGUUGCUCAAGCUUUUAUUAAAAUGGCUCCAUUUUUAAAAGUUUAUUCUGUUUACGCUUUUGGUUUCCGAAAUGCAAUGCUUAUGCUUCAGGAAAUUGAAAAUAAAAAUACAGAAUUUCGUAAAUUCAUGGUUCAGACUGAAACACGCCCCGAAGUACAGCUUACGCUGAAUUCUUUAAUGAUAGUUCCAAUACAACGUCUACCUCGAUAUAAAUUACUUUUAGAACAAGUACUAUUGUAUACCAGUCCAUCUGAAAUUGAUUUUAAAUUGUUAAAAGAUUCUGUAACGCAAAUCACAUCGAUUGUAUCUCACGUAAAUUCAUGUGUGGAAGAACAAGAAGUAACUUUAAUGCUUCUUAAUUUGCAAAACUCAUUGUCGAAUAGAUCGCCUAAUAUUGUAAAGCCUUCAAGGAAAAUUGUGAAAGAAGGAAGAUUGUUUAAAAUUUCUCGUAAUGGAUCUCAGCUUAAGCGGUUUUGUGUUCUAAUGUCUGACAUUUUUAUGUACUGUAAAAUAUUGAAGGAUCGUGAAAUAAAUACUGCCGUAGAAAAUGCUUUGGAAUGCUGUUGCAUAUUUCCCUUGAAGAAAUGUAAAAUUUACGAACUGUUCCCAGACAGUUUUAAAAUUACUUGUCAAGGCGAUGCGAUCAUAUUUAGUUCAUCAGAUUUACAACUUGUACGUUCUUGGAUAAAUUGUAUUCGGGGUACUAUAAACUUACAUAUCCAGUGUAGAAAGACAUUGCGCAAAGAAUCUAGUAAGCGCAAACCAACCAGGAAGAAGAAUAUGAAAUAUUUUGAGAACGAUUGCCAGAAGAGAGAAUUACCGGAACACAAUAAACGUAAAAGUUGCCAGGAUGUUGGUGAUAAAGCGAUUGGCUGCUUUCCGUUUAAAAAAAAUUGCUAUCAAACAAAUAUAAAUACAGAAAGUGAUCUUAAACACAAGAGGACAGUGAAGGCACUUUCAGAUACCAGAAGUUUUACCACAGAACUUUCAACAGAGCAAGAGCAAGACUAUAUUUUACAGCCAUCACCUCAUAAACGAGUAAAAUUUGAUUUCAAGGAAAAUAACGCAAGUUACACAAAUGAGCAAAAUGCAACUAAAAAUGUGGAUACAGAAGUGUCUUUGACUGAUAAAAUAUAUAAUUUUUUUUCAAAUAUUUUUUAAUAUAUGUACUAGUUAAUACCAACAACAAUAUAUUGUUAUUCGAACUAAUAUUCAAAUGCAUGUCAUUGGCAUAUUGACUAUUAGAUUCGAUCGUCACUUAUGGAGUCCGUUAAGUGGACACAUGUUAAAUUGUAAGAUGAACCUUCGCACUUAGCACAUAUGGUCCGCCCUAAGUUGACAUACGUUACACAUAUUAGAUUUUAACCCUAACUUGGUCACUAUUUACAUAUGUAAAUAUUCGAUUUUUAAAAUAGCUAUUAUUUUCACAUUUUCGGUCCUAUAGAAUUACGAUUCGGACUCAGUGACUAUUUUUUGAUGUUUUUCCUGUGAAUAGAAAAAAAUAAAAAUUAUAAAGUUAAUUUACCGUAACUUUUUUCAA